Messenger RNA from Labeo rohita (rohu), 1503 nucleotides. Its product is annotated as GTPase IMAP family member 8. Gene Ontology annotation, molecular function: GTP binding. NCBI's taxonomy places the organism in Eukaryota, Metazoa, Chordata, Actinopteri, Cypriniformes, Cyprinidae. The record is from RefSeq and is a predicted model, not a curated record.
AUGAGAAAUAAAAAUCCCCUCUCAGAGCUAAGGAUGGUACUACUGGGUUACAAUGCAUCUGGGAAGAGUUCAGCAGGAAACACCAUCCUGGGCAAAUCUGCAUUUGAUUCCAAAAGAUCACUUACAUCUUCAGUACAAGAAGGAGAUACUACAGGAAGGCAUGUUACUGUGGUCAACACUCCAGGCCGAAAAAGAAAUUACCACUCAAAAUACACCCCCAGACUCUAUAAAGAUGAGAUUGUGUUGUGUCCAUCUCACUGUCCUCCAGGACCACACGUCUUCCUGCUGGUCAUAAGAGUGGAUGUUUCUUUUACUGAAGUGUACAGAAAGGCAGUAGAGGAACAUGUUGCUCUUCUUGGUCAAGUCUGGGAUCACAUGAUUGUUCUCUUUACAUUUGGUGACUGGUUGGGAGACACAGGCAUUGAGCUGUUCAUUGAGAGUGAAGGAGAAGCUCUUCAGUGGAUAUUAAACAAAUGUAGGAACAGGUAUCAUGUCUUUGACAACAAAAACACAGAUGAUAGCAAUCAAGUGACAGAGCUGUUUGAAAAGAUAGAAGAGAUGGUUGCAGGAAACAGAGGGGGAUGCUGUUUUGAAAUACAGAAGCAAAAUUUACAAGAGGUGAAGAACAAAAGGAUAAAUGUUGAGAAAAGAGCAGAACAGAUAAAGGCUGAAUUUCAAAAAAGAAAUGAAUUGAGACUUUCAGCAUCAGGAGAUGCUGAACAUUUUGAAAUGAGGUUGGUGUUGCUUGGACCUCACCUAUCCGGCAUAAGUUCAACAGGGAACACAGUUUUGGGAAGGCAAGCAUUUGACAGAAGAAUCGAAGAGAAUCUAAGUGAUAAUAGUGAAGUGGGAAGGAAACUCACUGUGGUUUGUACACCAGGUUUUGAGAAAGUUCUGAUUGGAAAAAGACUUGAAGAUGCUAAACUCAACCUUCUGAGAAGUGUAAAAGAACGGUCUUCUGGGACACAUGCUUUUAUUUUAGUCCAGAGUGUUGACUGUUCCUUUGCAGAGGAAGAGAAAGGUGCACUAGAGAAAAUCAUGGGGUCUCUUGGUGAAACAGUCUGGAAUCACACAUUGGUUCUGUUUGCUGCUGGAGAUGAACUAGGAGAAACUCCUAUAGAGUUAUUCAUUGCAAGUGAAGGUGACACUCUCCAGUGGCUUAUUGAGAAAUGUGGGAACAGGUAUCAUGUUCUCAACACUAAGUGCUGGGGUGAUGGAUCUCAGGUCACAGAACUCCUGGAGAAGAUCAAGAAGAUGGUGGCUGAAAAUAGAGGAUGUCCUUUUAGACUAGAUGAAGAGGCUUUAGAAAGAGCUGAAAGAACAGUAGCUGUACCCAUUAGAAGAGCACAGAGUAUGGAUGAUCCAAUAAAUUUUGCUGAAGGAUGCAGUCCUUCCUCAAGGACAAGUUCAGCAUAUGUGUCCCUGAUGUCCCAAGAAGCACCUGUAGAGAGGCAUUUCAAGUCAAGUUCAAAAAGUGUGAGUACUGGAUUUAGAUUAGAUUAA